AUGAAAGUGAUCCGGCUAGGAGGCGCGAACGAUGGUUUGUGCCAUUUUUUGAGCUUCGGCGGCUUUGAAAUGCUUCUGGACUGCGGGGUCAAAAUGCAGUCGCUACAAAGAAGCUCCAAACAAGGCGGUGGCUCUGUCUACCACUUGCAACUACCAGCGCUGAGCUCCGUCGACGUUGGGGCUCUGGACGUGGUGCUGCUGUCGAACCAUCAAACUCUUCUGGCCUUGCCACUUUUAACCGAAAUUUUCGGUUUCAAAGGGGAAAUCUACGCCACACAGCUCACUCUCGAUUUCGGCCGAGUAUUUCUAAAGGAGCUAGCAGCUCUGAGUCAAGGAGAAGACUCAGCUAUCUUCACUUUUGAAGGGGUGGCCGACGAUAUUCCCAUGUUCUCAGUCGAGGAGAUCGAGAAAUGUUGCCGGAAAAUUCGAUGUGUGGAGUACAGUGAGGUGGUCUCGUUAGCCUAUGGUGUGCAGAUUACAGCUCUGAGCUCGGGAUUUAGUCUAGGGGCCAGUAUUUGGCUCGUGGAAGGACCAAACGACAAAUUGGCGUACGUGGCUGCAGCAUCGGGAGAUUUCAAUCGUCACCCAAAGGAACUGGACUUGCUGCCUCUUGUGGACUGUGAGACGCUCUUGCUGACGGAUUUAAAGCCUGAUCGCGACCCUCACGCCAACACGGAACGCAUGGUGGAGCGCGUACUUAGUGGAGUGACGAGGGUGCUUGAACGCGGUGGCGUUUGCAUCAUGCCCACGUCUCCGUGUGGCGUCGUGUUCGAUCUCGUGGAGGCUGUGUAUGCAGCGUGUGUUCACAACAAACAGAACGUCCCCAUGUACUUUAUCUCGGACCAUGCUGCGCGUGUGAUGGAGCUGACGCAGCUCGGAGCAGAGUGGCUGUGCGAAAAGAAGAUCGACAAGUUAUAUGCUGGCGAAGAUGCCUUCCUACACGAGUCUCUACUGAAAAACAACGUGUUCCAUGCUGUCACUGACGUUUCAGCUGCCACAGCUGUUACUUUCCAGAAUGGCAGCAUUCUCUUCGUCAGCCACCCUUCUCUCAAGUUUGGACGCGCUCCAGAGUUAAUCCAGAUGCUUGGCAACGAGAGUCGCAACGCCGUUCUUCUAAUAGAUCCUUCUGUCGACGAUACUGAAGCCUUUGCCCCUUUCCAGGACCUCCCGAUUGAGAAGAUUUCGUGUCCUAUUGACCCGCGCUUAAGCUGUGGCGACGCCAACCAGUUCAUCGCACGGUGCUGCCCCCACAACCUCAUCGUCCCGUAUGAAUACACCGUCGCGCCGCCUGCAAGUACUUUGGUGGACGGAGCUGAGAUGUCGUCGCACUUCUCGCGCGUUCUUCCUCUCCACGAGCUUACAGCUGCAAAAUCCAAGACGGAGUUGCUGACGUUCCCCAUGAAGCAGUUUGAACCAAUCGCUGUCGAGAAAACAUCCAAGUAUCUCGAUGGAAGACUCGACCCCAAGCUGGCUGCUCAGGCCACGAUCACAGACGUAAACGGGAAAGCUGCUGCGUAUGUAAGUGGCGUGCUGAGCGUCAAGCGGAAGGCAUUUGUGCUGGAGCCUCCCAGCAUUGUGUACAAGGAAAAGAGCAACCUGCUCAUGGGCCAAGUGGACGAAGAGAAGCUGGAGAAGCAAGUCAAAACGCACGAUCCUCAAGCUCAGGUCUACAUUUCACAGGGUCAGGGAGAUGCUGAUGUGUUUAUGAGCAUUCCUUCGCUGGACGCCCGCAUCACAUUGUGGAAAGAGACGGGGAAGACUCUCGUUGAGACCGAGAAGGAGGAAGCUCGUGCCUUAUUGACGUCUUUCAUACUGGCUCAACUCGUAGUAAUCACCCAAGGUUAA
Phytophthora infestans T30-4 is the source of this 1845-nucleotide messenger RNA. RefSeq names its product integrator complex subunit, putative. The transcript has 7 exons. Bases 1 to 1845 code for a protein of 614 amino acids. Gene Ontology annotation, cellular component: integrator complex. Gene Ontology annotation, biological process: snRNA processing. The record is from RefSeq and is a predicted model, not a curated record. Lineage: Eukaryota; Oomycota; Peronosporomycetes; Peronosporales; Peronosporaceae.